GUUUGACCAGUCACACCCUGGCCUCUAUAAACACUAUUUAUUGAAUAAAAGAGUAAAUCAGUUUUUUUUGAUUUAUUAACCAAUGUCACUUCAACCUUCAAAGCAAGCAGUGCUGCAAGCUUACCGCAGUUUACUGAGGACACAAAAGCAAGUGUUUGACACUGAUUACAGAGCCAUUGAAGCUGCUAGAAAAGAAACGUAUGCACGAUUUAUGCAAUUUAAAGACGAGACAAAUACAGAUAUCCUUGAAGAAAAACUUCAGUUAGCUCGCCAGGUGGAUGUGUUACUAAGAAAGAAUGUCAUUCAAGGAGUUAAUCAAGGAAAUAAUACCUUUAAGUUAAGAAUCACAAAAGAUACAGAAUUAGGUGACAAUGACAGUAUUAAAAAAUCAAAAAACAUUCAUCGUAAAUCAAAGCAUACACAUCAAUGUUGUAGUCAACACAAAUAAAAUAGUAUUUUUCCCCUUUGCGAGUAGGAGUCCAAUGAAUGAGUUAAACAAAAGGUUAAAGCUGUCACAAUGAAACUGAUUGACAUAUGGAGGGGGCAAACUGUAAUGAUGCCCUA
Messenger RNA from Rhizopus microsporus ATCC 52813, 564 nucleotides. RefSeq lists its product as uncharacterized. Gene Ontology annotation, biological process: mitochondrial respiratory chain complex III assembly. Bases 83 to 448 code for a protein of 121 amino acids. The transcript is spliced from 5 exons. The record is from RefSeq and is a predicted model, not a curated record. NCBI's taxonomy places the organism in Eukaryota, Fungi, Mucoromycota, Mucoromycetes, Mucorales, Rhizopodaceae.